This is a messenger RNA of Pestalotiopsis fici W106-1, 2754 nucleotides long. RefSeq lists its product as uncharacterized. Bases 1 to 2754 code for a protein of 917 amino acids. The record is from RefSeq and is a predicted model, not a curated record. The transcript has 4 exons. NCBI's taxonomy places the organism in Eukaryota, Fungi, Ascomycota, Sordariomycetes, Amphisphaeriales, Sporocadaceae.
AUGGCGCCGACUAUGCGAGCCCACACCCAGACCCGGCGCGGUAACCGAGCUGGCUAUCAGGAGCAUGACGACUUUGAAGGUCUUCCUGUUCGACAAUGGAGGCAGGAAUGGGUAAACAUUGCGCCGCCCCCUCCCGUCGAGACCACGCAGAAGAACGACAUCUGGGCCAUUGAAUUACCCCACGGCAUGCCCAAGGACUCGCAUCUUCUCCCGACGCACACACAAGAGCUGCUGCGAGCAGCGCGAUCUGGACGGUUGUACAAGCGCCCAGCUCCGGCGGAAGAAGAAGAGGCCGAUGGGGACGCUGCGCCAGAGAAGUCGGAUAAAAAGGAGGAAGACCUCAGCACUAAGGGUUACAUGGUCAAGGUCUGGAAGCAGGUGCCGCGCAACGCCGAAGGUCCUACCAUUUCCCAUCUGGCUAAGAGGAGAAAGGGCACGGUGACUCUAUCAGCUGCGCUGCCUGUCGGGAAUCCCUCUGGUCCGACCGUUACAAAGGCCACCGUUCGUCGCAUCGAUGCUGCCGGCAACCCUUACAACCAGGAAGUCAUUCUCGCGGCCGGUCAGGCUGUCGAUGGUGAGAUCAUUUCCACGACAGUGGUGCAGGCUCCGACUGCCAGCGCAAAUACCGAAAGUGCGGGCGCAACACCUGUCCGGAGACGACCUCCUCCGCCUAAGAGGAAAGCCAAAGGGCCCGGCAGAGGUCGUAAGAAGAAGCUGCCGCUACCAGGUCCAUCUAUCCCUCAGGUUGGCGCUCCUGGAGUUGUUGCGGCGGAUGGCGGUGUCAAACCUGAAGGUGUGGCCAAUGACGUCAAACAAGAGGGUGGUGACGACAACAAACCUCAGGAUACUGAAAUGGCAGAAGGUGACGACGAUGAAGACGGAGAUGACGAUGGAGAUGACGGUGACGAGGGUGACGAAGGCGACGACGACGAUGGCGAAGGCCUCGAAAGCGAAAAGGGAACGCCAGCAAGAAAGGAAGGCAGCACUGAUCACGAACUAAAGCACUCGCCUUCAGUCGAUCCGCCGGUCAUCAGUGCUCCUCUAGUGAAUCCUGAUGCAAUGGACAUUUCGACAGACGAGCCGGUUGGUGCGCCACCACAAGCGCCGGCCAUUGCUGCAGUUGCUCCAAUUCAACCGCCUAGCCUCAUAUCGCCAAUCUACGAGGGUAGCCCAUUGAAAAACGUCCUGGUACCAUCGCCAACAGAAUCAGUACCUCUCAAUCUGGCCCCAGUAUCAGCAGCUCCGGUGGUUGAGGCUGCCACGGCAACAUGGCCGCCACCCCCAACGCCCGCCGUUGCAGCACCGGUGCCCGAGAUCUCGGAAUUGCAGACCUCCUCGUCAUUGGAUCCACUUCCGGCUCCAGUGGAAUCUGUAGAACCUAUCAUUGCGCAGGUUGUCGAAUCUACCAGCCAAGAGACCCCGGCUCCUGAACCACAAGAUCACUUGGACACGGAGAUGACCGAUAUUAGUCAAUCUCAACCAGAGGUCAUCGCAGAUACCAAGGUUGUAACAGAAACUCAUACGAGUGACGGCCAAGUUGUUGUUGAGGAAGUUGUCGACACAACGAAUAUCUCCCCGAAUGAGGAAAUCCCUCCAGAGGUCCCCAUUGCGGCUGAAGAGGCUACUAGCACUUCUGAGGCCGUACCGGCACAAAGCGAGCCAGAAACUGUGGAGGCUGCACCGCCUUUCAUUACAACACCUGUAAUAAGAGAGGCAUCCAGUGUCGAGAAGGAAUCUACGCCGCUGGUAGCUGCUCCGGAACCAUCAGACUCGAUCAUGGGAGACGCACCGCCAGUCAUUGUCCAAGAAUCGGACCAAGUAGAGCAACCUGAACAGUCUGAACAAGCUGAACAAGUUGAUGAGGCCAUGGACGUUGUCCAGCCUGAGCAACCUGAGCAGCCACAGCAAUCUCGGCCGUCUGAACAAGCCGAACAGCCCGGACAGACUGAGCAAACUGAACUACCUGAGCAAUCUGAGCAAACUGAACUACCUGAGCAAUCUGAGCAAACUGAACUACCUGAGCAAUCUGAGCAACCUGAGCGACCUGAGCAACCUGAGCAGCUUGAACAACCUGAGGAACUGGAACAGCCCCAGAAAGUCACACCACCAGCGGAAACAUUGCCCACAUCGGUUGCGCAAAUCACAGAAGUAACCGAUAUUGCCAGUGCUCCUUCCAUCGAAAUCCCAAUAGCUCCAACUGAGGAGAUAGUGGCGACGACUUUGCCAGCCUUAAAUCCUUUACAGACGGAAGCCACGGACAAGGCGCCUUUGGACCAGGAACGCGAACCAGAGAGCCCAGAUUUGCUUGGUGGCCUCGAAGCUGUGCUUGACAGACAUGGCGAGACGGGAAAUGAGCAGCAAGAGAAUACGUCGCAGGUCAGCGCUCCCGUUGUGGAUGCGCCUCCGGAACAGCCAACGGCCGAGAUUGUAGAGUCCAUGGCCUCUGCGCCCGUUGCUGCCGAGCCUGUCGCCAGCGAAGCUAUCAUUACAGAACCCAUUGCUAUAGAGCCUGCGGCCCCGGAGCCAAAGCUAGAAGACAAGGUGGACGAACCCCCCCAGGAAUCUCUGACGGUGGCUGAAGAAAAUAUCGAGGAGAAGAUUGAAGCUGAAGGACAAGCAGCGACCGAGGAGGUCGAGGUACUGUCCGAGACCAGGCCUGAGGAGCUGCCCGAGGCCAACCUUCAGGCCGAGGACAAACCUGAGGAGAACGUUGAGAAGAAGCCUGAGGGAGAGCUUGACGAGACGGCUGCCUAG